GAUUGGUCGGCCACCAGCUGCACUGCCGUCCCCCCUGCCAUUCUCUACUCUGAUGCGCGUGCGACUGUUGAAGCGAGGGAGAUGGCAUCACUAGCAGGAGGCCAGGAUGCAAUCAUUGCAGCCACUGGGAUGAGACAAGGCCCCACCAGCGUGCUGGCAAAGCUGCUGUGGCUGCAGCGGCACCGACCACAUGCGCUGAAGCAAGCUUCCUCACUGCUCCUUGGCGCCCAUGCCUACGUGUGCAGCCACCUGAUUGGUCGGCCCGCCCGGAUUGUGGAUCGCACCACCCUCUCCACCACAGGCCUUGCCACGUGUCCAUCCACCACUGGCAUCUCAUACGCUGCUGACCUGCUUCACUCGCUCGGCCUCUCCCAUUGGCUGCCUCUUCUCCCCGAGAUCUUGCCGCCCACCCACCCAUGCGGCACCUUAUCUGUUGAAGCAGCAGAGCGAAUGGGAGCGCGCCACCUGGCGGGCAUCCCUGUAUUUCACUCGUGUGGAGACCUGGGAGCCUCUGCAGUGGGGUGUGGAGCAGGCCUGCCCGGCACGGAGUACAUCUAUCUCGGCACCUCGGGGUGGGUUGCUGGGUCCUUUUCCCUGCAACCACUUUUCCAACCAUCCGACCAGUCACCCAACAAGUCACCGCUAGCAUCAGUGGUGCAACCGCCUUCGUGGUCUCAGGGCGUGUUCACUCUCGCUCACCCUGACCCUUCUUUGGUCUUCAGAACAGCGCCGAUAAUGACCGCAGGGGGCAAUGUCAAGUGGGCUCUCAGCAACCUCCUCAGCGGCAGCAGCAGCGGCAGCACUGACGUCGCAGAGUCUGCCUUUCGCAAUGCUGACGUGGCAGCAGCAUCCGUGCCAGCUGGCAGUGGUGGCCUCCUUUACCUUCCGUUCCUAAAUGGCGAGCGGUGUCCAUUUGAGGACCCCAACAUGCGGGCGGCAUUCAUCGGCAUAUCUGCCUCUACCACUCAUUCACAGAUGAUACGUGCAGUCCAAGAGGGAGUGGCAUAUGCACUGCUCUCCGCCCACGCCGCCAUGCACGCACACGAUGGUGGCAGCGGAAGCAGCAACCCCUCUGCUCUGCGCAUUGUUGGUGGUGGCGCUCGCUCGUCUACUUGGGUCCGCAUCAUGGCAUCCGUGUUCAACCGGCCAAUCGACUGCCUCGCUGAUUCUCAGGUGGAGUUAUCUCAUUCCAGUAAACUGGCGCCAUGUGGAAGUUGGGGUGAAAGGUGCCGCCAUUCUCGCUGCUCAAGGUCUGGGCUGGUUCUCUACCUUGGCUCCUUUACACGGUAA
Molecule: messenger RNA, 1290 nt
Organism: Closterium sp. Naga37s-1
Lineage: Eukaryota; Viridiplantae; Streptophyta; Zygnematophyceae; Desmidiales; Closteriaceae
Source: the annotation of a GenBank genome assembly